CUAACGCCGUGAUAUACGUGAUAUGAUAUGGAGUGAUGCCGCCCAACGCAGUGACCGUUAAUUAUUUAUACGAAUACCUUGACGUCUUUCACCCUCUUUUGAGAAGCCAACCCCGGUGUCCUGAAUGACUCUUAUCUCUAGAUAUUACUACAUAUACCCUUCCUCGCUCGCCGCUCAGUCUCUGUUUUUACGGCUUGUGACCAAACUGCAGCUCCCCUCCUCAGGGUACUUAAGAACCCCGCUAAUCCGCGUUGCUGCCCCCAUCAAUUCGGGACCUGUUUUCCAAACGCUUUCAAGUUCUCUCCCAAUUACCUUGUAUUAAAGAGAGUCUUUCUCUAUACCUAACCCCUCUUUAAGGGCUUGGAGGCUCUGAUCAAUACGUUCUCUCUGUCUUGCUACAGCCUGCCGUUGCGCCUCGGGUUAUUUUAUCCGACUCUCAGUCACCAUGUUUGCAUCCAAGCGGCUGAGCAAGGAACUCUUGAAGAUGCAAUCCUCCCUCCCGCCGGGAAUCUCCUUAGUCAAAGCAGAAGACCUCGAGGAAUGGCAAAUGGACAUCUGCGUCCUGGACAAGUCCAACCCGCUCUACCUCAAUGAAACCUACCGACUGAAGUUCACUUUCAGCAAAAAUUAUCCCAUCGAAGCCCCCGAAGUCCAAUUCAUCUCCAUCCGACCCACACCCACACCCACACCAGCAGCAGCAGCAGCAGCAGCAACGACAACGACAACAACCACAACCACAACCCCCUCCACAACCCCGUCAAUCGUGCGCCCCAUCCCCAUCCACCCCCACAUCUACAGCAACGGCAUAAUCUGCCUCGACCUGCUCGGGACCGCCUGGUCGCCCGUGCAAACCGUCGAGAGCGUCUGCAUGAGCAUUCAGAGCAUGCUGGCGGGGAACAGGAAGAACGAGCGGCCGCCGGGCGACGAGGACUUUGUGGCGCACAACCGGCAGCGGCCGAGAGAUAUUCAGUUCUAUUAUGAUGAUUCGACGGUGUGAUUUUGGUGGUUUGGUAUUUUGUUGGGUGGGGAUAUGCGUAUGGGAAGGGAAAUGCGUGUGGUUGGGUUGGUGGGGGUGGGGGUGGGAGUUGGGGGGGGGGAGGUGGAAGAGAGGAGAAUUGAUACAGGGGGGCAUAUUAGAUUAGUAUGGUUGAUAGAUAGAUGGCUAUGUAUAUGUUGAGAUUUUAUGUUUAUGUGCUCACGAAAUAGGCAGGAGAGAAGAGAAGGGGGAAUGCAAGGUUGUUCUAGGACUAUACACAUAUACACACUUCUUUUCUUUUUGUCUCCCUUCGUCAUUUUGCCCGUUUUAGUUGAGGGAUUCGUAUUCUGCUAGCAUCGUUCUGCUUUUUACAUCGGUUGAUGUGUUAUGAAUGAGACUAUAAAUAUUAUGCGGCCGCAUUUUUAAUUUCUUUUUCCUCAGCUCCCUGUCAGUGGUCUAUGCAACACAUAAGGGUUCAUGCGGUCGUUAAAAAACAAACAUGAACAAUGGAAAAUGAAAAAUAAGAGGACAAAUUUAAAUAUUUCCCGCUU
Messenger RNA from Blastomyces gilchristii SLH14081, 1527 nucleotides. Its product is annotated as ubiquitin-conjugating enzyme E2 W. The record is from RefSeq and is a predicted model, not a curated record. The coding region runs from base 446 to 997 and encodes 183 amino acids. Lineage: Eukaryota; Fungi; Ascomycota; Eurotiomycetes; Onygenales; Ajellomycetaceae. The transcript is spliced from 4 exons.